GGCCGCGUGGAGGUUCAACUGCGUGAGCGAAGCGGUGUUGAACAACUCGAAGCUUGGCUACGUAAAUGCUCGUGGUUUCCCCCGCAAGAAAUGUCCCAAUAUCCGAACGCUCCUUGAUUUUAGAAGUAUCUAUAGAUAGUAGAACGUAUAAGAGUACCACUUGCAAGUUUUUUUUUUAGAAAUUUUAUCAGAAUGGACCUUGCACACACAAAACCGGUUCCUGAAAUCCUCAAAUAUUUUAAUGUGUCUGAAAGCAAAGGGCUUGAUCCAGCACAAGUAAAGCAGUUUCAAAAGAAAUUCGGUCCUAACGAACUACCGGCAGAAGAUGGCAAACCUUUAUGGAAACUUGUCCUUGAGCAGUUCGAUGAUUUACUUGUGAAAAUUCUUCUCGUAGCGGCAGUUAUUUCGUUUGUCUUAGCAUUGUUUGAAGAAGGUGAAGACCAAACUACAGCUUUCGUCGAGCCGAUUGUGAUUUUAGUAAUUCUUAUUCUCAAUGCCAUUAUUGGCGUUUGGCAGGAGAGAAAUGCUGAAAGCGCUAUUGAAGCAUUGAAAGAGUAUGAACCUGAGAUUGCUAAAGUUCAGCGUCAAGACAAAUCUGGUAUUCAGAUGAUAAAAGCUCGUGAUUUGGUACCAGGAGAUAUUGUCGAAGUUGCAGUUGGAGAUAAAGUCCCCGCUGAUAUCAGGAUCACCACAAUCAAGUCAACAACUCUAAGGGUGGACCAGUCCAUAUUGACAGGUGAAAGCAUUAGUGUUGUAAAACACACAGAUGCUAUUCCAGAUGAACGAGCUGUAAAUCAAGACAAGACUAACAUGUUAUUCUCUGGAACCAAUAUUGCAUCUGGAAAAUGUAGUGGUGUUGUCGUAGGAACAGGAUUAAGUACUCAAAUUGGUAAAAUUAGAGACCAGAUGAUUCCAUCAGACGAUGAGAGAACACCAUUACAGCAGAAGCUGGAUGAGUUUGGUGAACAGCUUUCUAAGGUCAUAACUAUUAUUUGUAUAGCUGUUUGGGCUAUCAACAUUGGACAUUUCAAUGACCCCAUCCAUGGAGGUUCCUGGCUUAAGGGAGCCAUCUACUACUUCAAGAUUGCAGUAGCAUUAGCUGUUGCUGCCAUCCCUGAGGGUCUACCUGCAGUUGUCACCAUCUGUCUUGCCCUGGGCACGCGAAGGAUGGCCAAAAAGAAUGCUAUUGUUAGGAGUCUGCCAUCUGUGGAAACACUCGGAUGCACGUCUGUCAUCUGCUCUGACAAGACUGGUACCCUCACAACAAACCAGAUGUCUGUCCACAAGUUUUUUGUCAUGAAAGAUAUCAGCAGAGGUAGAGCAGAAUUUCACGAGUUUGAAGUGGAGGGAACAACCUAUGAUCCUGUUGGAGAUAUCACCAAGGAUGGUAGGAAUGUGACGACAUCUGACUAUGAAGUCCUGCCUGAAUUUGCCACCAUCUGCUCCCUAUGCAAUGAUUCUAGUGUGGAUUACAACAAUGUCCGUGACAGCUAUGAGAAGGUAGGUGAGUCAACAGAGACUGCCCUGAUAGUGCUGGUAGAGAAACUGAAUGUGCUGAAUGUGGACUUGGAGGGGAAGACCAAGGCGCAGCUAGCAACCAUCUGCAAUGAGUCAAUCAAAAACCACUUCAACAAGGAGUUCACCCUAGAGUUCUCAAGAGACCGCAAGUCUAUGAGUGUAUACUGUGUCCCUCAGAAAGAUGGGCCCAACUCCUUCCUUGAUGGCAAGCCCAAGAUGUUUGUCAAGGGCGCUCCUGAGGGAAUCUUGGACCGCUGUGACUUUGUCAGAGUUGGGAACAAGAAACACCCAAUGACUCCAAAGAUGAAGGCCCAGAUCCUGAAUCUUAUCAAAGCCUACGGCACUGGAGCUGAUACUCUUCGCUGUUUGGCACUUGCCACUGUGGAUGACCCUAUUGCUCCCAGUAAAAUGGACCUUGAAGCUUCAGAGAAGUUUGUUAAUUAUGAGAGUCACAUGACCUUUGUAGGUGUCGCUGGAAUGUUGGAUCCACCACGCCCAGAAGUGACUGAUGCCAUCAAGCUCUGCGCUAAGGCUGGCAUUAGAGUCAUUGUUAUAACCGGAGAUAAUAAGGCUACAGCUGAAGCGAUCUGCAGAAGAAUCGAAGUAUUUGGCCAAGAUGAAGACACAACUGGACUUUCAUACUCUGGGAGGGAGUUUGAUGACUUGACUCCUUCAGAGCAGAGAGAAGCAUGCCUACGCGCUAGGCUGUUUUCCCGUGUGGAACCUUCACACAAGAGCAAAAUUGUGACAUACCUCCAAGAGGAAGGGGAGAUCUCUGCCAUGACUGGGGAUGGUGUCAAUGACGCCCCUGCACUUAAGAAAGCAGAGAUUGGGGUCGCAAUGGGUUCUGGGACAGCAGUGGCGAAGACUGCCUCUGAAAUGAUUCUAGCAGAUGACAACUUCUCCACUAUUGUGGCUGCCGUAGAGGAGGGCAGGUCAAUCUACGACAACACCAAACAGUUUAUCCGAUAUCUCAUAUCCUCCAACAUCGGUGAAGUUGUCAGCAUCUUCCUCACUGCAGCCCUCGGUAUGCCAGAGGCUCUCAUACCUGUGCAACUGCUAUGGGUCAAUCUUAUGACAGAUGGCCCCCCAGCUACAGCGCUCAGCUUCAACCCCCCUGACUCUGACAUCAUGAGUAAGCCUCCACGCUCGCCCCGGCAGCCUCUUAUCAGUGGCUGGCUGUUCUUUAGAUACUUGGCUAUUGGCAUGUACGUUGGCUGUGCUACUGUGGGUGCUUCUGCCUGGUGGUUCAUGUUCUAUGAGAAUGGCCCUAAAGUUUCCUACUAUCAACUUACUCACCAUAUGCAGUGUGGCACAGACCCCAGCUUUGGCCUAGACUGUGCAGUGUUUGGAGAUUUACAUCCUAUGACUAUGGCACUGUCAGUUCUAGUUACUAUUGAAAUGUUUAAUGCAUUAAACAGUUUAGCAGAGAAUGAAAGUCUGUUGACGAUGCCUCCAUGGAGAAAUCCUUCCUUGUUGACGGCCAUAGCAGCAUCUUUUCUUAUGCAUUUCCUUAUUCUGUACUUCCCUAUAACUAAUACAAUCUUCCGCAUAACUCCACUUAAUUGGGUAGAGUGGAUGGCUGUAUUAAAGUUCUCUUUCCCUGUUAUUUUACUGGAUGAAGUACUGAAGUUUAUCUCCAGAACAUUUGUUGUUCAUUCUGCCCCUUUGCAUAAACACAAAGUAGACUAAAGCAUGCGGGAAAUGCAGAAGUCUUGUACCAUUUCCUCAUCCUCGCUUAUUAUCAAGACAAGGGCUGUACAUUGUGCCACCCAAGUCUCAGCUACAAGGAGGUUAACAUUCAACACCGAACCAAACCUUGGCCACAGCUCCAGGAACCAAAUAACAUAGGAAAUUAACAGACUAGCACUUCAAUCCAUCUGCUGGGGUAACCAAAUAUUCAAAAAAAUGUCAAUAAGUCUUAUGAGUAACCGUAGAAUUGGUUUGUUGUUCCAAUCAAAGAGCUUGCUCAGAGAACCGAUUGUUUUUAUGGGACUUUCCAUUACUUGGCUGAAGAAAAAAAGCACUGGAUAUUUUGUCAUGAGUCUGCAAAACGAUGCAUAAAGAAGCCUGACUUUAGUCUAUAGUAGAUAAAUAGUUGACUAUUUAAUAUUUGUAUAUCUUCCUGUGUCUAGGCUCUGGCCUGUUUUGAUUUAAGUUUUCCUUUUGCAAACAUCUGAUAUUUUCUAAAUGUGUAAUAGCACAAAAACCUGUUGGCGGGACUUCAUAAUUUAUAGAAUGCUUGGAAAUUAGAUUCACUCCCCUAGAAUAUACAACAGAAAAUCGAGAUUUGAAUUUUCAAAAGGCCCUGUCGAUGAACAUAAAAAUAUUGACUGAUCUAGGUUAAGCAAGUUCGCAAAAUGCCUUCAUGUGUAAUAUACAUAGGUUUCUAGGAUAAGACUGAGAUAAAGUUGACUCGUGUUAUUACAGACAUCCUUUUGUAAGAUUUGAUAUCUUCAAAAGAGGAUGUCUGUAACAAUUGGUCAUUGUCCGAAAUAGCAAACUUAGCAUUAAAUACAUUAUUUACUGGCAGCAUUAACUUAAGAUUUUUUUUCUAUUUAUCAGUUUCAGAUUUUAUUAAAAGAAUCAUUUUACAGAGAUUUGUUAUUCUAGAAGGGUUUGCAUGGUUGAAUAGCAGCACAAUUCUUAGCUCACUAUAUCAUGCAUAAGUUGUGCUUGCUCUCACUCAUUUGAAGUCUUCUCUUUUGCAUUUAGCAUCGUAUAGAAGUGAUAUAUUUAGAUGUCACUCAUUAUUAUCUUCAUCUGUUUUUACGCUAUGUUUGUACAGUCAGUGUUUUGUACUUCUAGUAAGCUCUUUCAUUCGUGAAUUAUGAAAUUAUUUAAUCAGUGAAGGUGGUAGAGAUAUUAGUUCAAUGAGAUUUAUAUGAUCGUAUCAUGAGCUUCAUUAACUUGACGCAGAGAUGUAAGGAAUCGCUGAUUAAUAAAGUAGAAAGGAAAAACUGUAA
Nematostella vectensis (starlet sea anemone) is the source of this 4484-nucleotide messenger RNA. Its product is annotated as calcium-transporting ATPase sarcoplasmic/endoplasmic reticulum type. The coding region runs from base 193 to 3210 and encodes 1005 amino acids. Gene Ontology annotation, molecular function: ATP binding; ATP hydrolysis activity; P-type calcium transporter activity. The record is from RefSeq and is a predicted model, not a curated record. NCBI's taxonomy places the organism in Eukaryota, Metazoa, Cnidaria, Anthozoa, Actiniaria, Edwardsiidae. Gene Ontology annotation, biological process: intracellular calcium ion homeostasis; calcium ion transmembrane transport. Gene Ontology annotation, cellular component: membrane. The transcript has 24 exons.